Sordaria macrospora k-hell is the source of this 1926-nucleotide messenger RNA. RefSeq lists its product as uncharacterized. Lineage: Eukaryota; Fungi; Ascomycota; Sordariomycetes; Sordariales; Sordariaceae. The record is from RefSeq and is a predicted model, not a curated record.
AUGCAACGAUACACCUACGAGCCCCUCCCUCCCUCUCAUAUCCGCCUACUAACAAUUUCCACGGGAGAAAACGACCAGCUAUACGCCACCAUCCGUCCCGUCCCCUUCGAUGAGAAGAAUCCCCCAACUUACUCGGCCCUCUCCUACGUCUGGGGUACAGCAGGGUUCACUACCGCUAUGAAAUGCAAUGGCAACACGGUUUUAUACAUCACUCCCACGCUGGACGAAGCGCUACGCAACGUGGCCACCCUACUUCGCGAUCGAGAGUCCAUUUGGGUCGACCAGAUCUGCAUCAACCAGCAGGAUCUGGAAGAGCGGUCGCAGCAGGUCGGGAUGAUGACAGGUAUCUACCAAUGCGCCAGCAAGACCCUCGCCUAUCUCGGACCGCCAACUCCGACAACGGCGCUUGCAAUUGAUCUUAUCAGGCGUGUCGGGACUAUCGCAAGAAAGAUGGCUGGUGAGAUCUUCCUCCAGGAUCGAGAGGAGAGGAAUCGCGGCCUUGCUUCCCUCAUGACCAAGGAGGAGAUCAGCAUCGAGGAGUCAGAAAAGCUCGGUAUAUCGUUCCGCGACCUUGCAUCCUGGGAUGCGCUCAUUGAGUUUUAUGACCGCCCCUGGUACGAGCGAAUUUGGAUUGUCCAGGAAAUGCUACCCAGCCGCAGCGGAUUCGUGAUUGUUGGGACUCUUUCUGUCUCUUGGGAGUCCGUAAAAGGUGCAGCGCUAUGGCACUUCUUCAAGGCUGGCGCGGUUCCUAAGCGGCAUAAACCAUCUGUUAGAGGCAUUGAGCUAACUGCAAACAUGGAUUUGCCUUGGGACUGGCGAGUGGGUGUUGGGUGCGUUAAAGAGCUUGCCGGUCGAAGGGUCAUGCCCACUUUUCGAUGGGAGCUAUCACGGCUGCUCGCCAUGUUCCGACGGAGGAAAGCAACCGAUCCAAAAGACAAGGUGUAUGCGCUUCUCGGCCUGAGCGAGUUUGACUUGGGAAUGGGUUACUUCACAAUCGACUACGCCAAGGACGUCAAAACAAUCUUUACUGACACGGCCAGGGCGAUCCUCAAAGGAGACAGUGACCGAAAGAAGCCGAAUCUCGACAUUAUCCUUCAGGCACGCCGCACUACCUGCAAGUGUGAGGUUGAUGCCGAGCCUCAGGCCGGUGAGUGGCCAAGCUGGGUUCCUGACUGGCGACAGCAUUCGGGGACGGGAUGCACAUGGGGCAUCGGCGAAGACUUUGAAGAAUGGCACGACGAGCAUGCCGCCGGUAAGCAUGUCGAAGAGCUGAGUGAUAUUGCCUCGAACCCUUUCGCUCUUGUGACGCGGGGGGUAGUCCUGGGACGAGCGGUCUACGUGAGCCCUUAUCGCCAUUUCAGCGACAUGGCUCAACAAGGCCGCAUGCGAGAAGCUCGGGACGAAUUUUUGGGCAUGGUGUCCUCCUAUCCAACUGGUCAAGAUGUCGACAUUGCCUUUGCCAUGACAAUGGUCGGCGGAGUUCUGCCCAAAUCAAUCACGGACCGGGGACAUACUGAUCGGUGGUAUGUGGACAAUUAUCUCAAUUGCAUUGACAUCCUAUCGAUGCCAAACGGCACAACCGAAGAGGACCAGCUGCGGGAUACCAAAGUGAUAGAGUACUGGCUGGCUGGUUUCGAGGACAGUUGGUAUCAGAUCGCCCAAAACGCGUACUGCGAGAGGAGAUGGUAUGUCCUCGACACCAACCACGUUGGGUUGGGAAACCAUCGCAUGCAGCAAGGGGACGUUGUCGCCAAGUUGGUCGGCCUGAGCAUGCCCUGUGUUCUUAGGCCUUUGGCCAACGGAAAAGAUUAUCAAUUCAUCGGUGAGGCGUAUUGUCACGGUGAGAUGGCUGGUCUCGGCAAAGGGGUCCCGCCGGGUGUUGAUAUUCCUGCGAAGCAUUCGCUCCAGAAGAUCGUGAUUGUCUAG